GUUCGGUUACAAAGCCUGCAAGCAUUGCAUUUUUCACUCUUCUCCUUCAUAUCUUAAAUUUUUUUAUCACUUGUUAGAGAUCAUAUCAUGGCUGCUGCACUUGUUGGUGGAGCUUUCCUCUCUGGUUUCAUUAACGUUCUCUUUGACAGGUUCCUUACAACUGAUGCUGUCAACUUGGUCCUGGGCAAGAAACUUGGCCCUGGCUUGGUUGAAAGGCUGAAGACUGCUCUGUUGGGUGCUGAAGGUCUUGUUGCUGAUGCUGAGAUGAAGCAGUUCGGUAAUCCAUCUGUGAGGAAGUGGCUUGAUAGUCUCAGGGAUGCUGUUUACUAUGCUGAGGACUUGUUGGACGCUGUCUUCACGAAAGCCGCCACUCAAAAGGAGCAAAGUUCUUCCUGGUGGUCCCCUAGCUUCUUCAUCAACCGAGAUAGAGAUGACAUGGUCGACAAGAUGGAAGCCGUGGUUACAAGAAUUGAGGAUCUUGGAAAACAAAAAGAUUUCCUUGGUCUUGAAAAGAUUCCCACUGGUAGCUCAUCAUGGAGGACUCCGUCCAGUUCUCUUGUAAGAGGGAGUGUGUAUGGCAGGGAGGAUGACCAGAAUGCCUUAUUCAAGAUGCUGAAUGACAACAAUGAGCAUCAGCUGUCUGUGUUUGCUAUUGUUGGCAUAGGUGGGGUUGGUAAAACAACAUUAGCCCAAUCAGUAUACAACAAAGAGGAGGAGUUCAUGAAGGGAUUUGAUCUGAAAGCAUGGGUUUGUGUUUCAGAAAAUUUUGAUAUUGCUGAGACUACAAAGAAUGUCAUAAAGGAGAUCUCUCCAGAUACUCAAGGUGUUGAGCACUUCAAUUCACUUCACCAUACUUUGAAAGAAAAAUUGUUGAACAAGAAAUUCUUUAUUGUUCUGGAUGAUGUUUGGAGUGAUGAUGGUGACAAAUGGAGUAAUUUUAUGACCCCUUUCCAAUAUGGGAAGAAAGGAAGUAUUGUUCUUCUGACUACUCGUGGGAAAAAUGUUGCUUUAGCAGUUCAGAAUUGUCGCCCUUAUUUUCUCAAAGGGUUGUCAGAAGACUAUUGUUGGUCAGUGUUUGCAGACAAUGCAUCUUUUCCAGAAUCAAAUGGGAGAGCAGCACUUGAAGAAAUAGGUAGAAAGAUUGUCAAGAAGUGUGAUGGCUUGCCAUUAGCUGCAGAAACACUUGGUCGCUUGUUACGUACAAAGCAUGAUGUUGAGGAAUGGAACAAGAUACUAAUGAGUCAUAUUUGGGGAUUUGCUGUGCAGAAGAGUAAGAUUAUCCCAGCAUUACUGAUAAGUUACUUCCAUCUUCCUCCACAUUUAAAGCGUUGUUUUGUUUAUUGUGCUUUAUAUCGCAAGGAUUAUAAAUUUGAGAAAGAUGAAUUAAUCCUUUUGUGGAUGGCAGAAGAUCUUUUACCACCACCAAAGAGAGGAGAGAGUUUAGAAGAAGUUGGUUGUGAGUGUUUUGAUGAACUAAGUUCCAGAUUAUUUUUCACGAAGAUUAAAGACGGUGAUGAUUAUUUUGUGAUGCACGAUCUCUUGCAUGACUUAGCAAUAUUCCUUGCUGGGGAUUUCUAUUGCAACUCAGAAGAACUUGGUGAAGAGGAGGAGAUAAGGAUUCAAACCCGGCAUUUGUGUGUAAACUUACGUCAUUGUAGCUCAAAACUUCUUAAUUUGAUUUCUAAAGUAGAAUCUUUGAGAACAUUAUUAUUGUUUGGCGAUUUCAUAUCUCCCAACUGCAACAUUGAAGCGGCAACUUGUGACAUAUUAUCAAAGUGUAAAUACUUGAGAGCUUUAUCCUUUAGUAAACUUAAUGUGGUGCAUGAUUCAAUAGAAGAAUUGAUCCAUCUCCGCUACUUGGAUCUCUCUUGCUCUAAUAUUAAGACAUUGCCCGAGUCUUUGUGCAAGUUGUGUAAUUUGCAAAUAUUGAAGUUGAAUCAUUGUUCUAAGCUAACUACGCUGCCUAGUGGUUUGCAUAAUCUUGUGAGUUUGCGGCAUCUUGAUAUUAGGAAAACUUCUUUGGAAGAAAUGCCCAGAAAAAUGAGCAAAUUGAAUCAAUUGCACGUUUUGAGUUACUUUAGCGUGGGCAAGCAUGAAGAGAAUGGAAUCCAAGAGUUAGGAGGGCUUGUAAAUCUUCAUGGAUCCUUUGAGAUUAAGAAAUUGGAGAAUAUUGUUGAUGUGAAUGAAGCAAAGAGCUCAAGGAUAAUGGAUAAGAAGCACAUUGAUGAAUUAUGGUUGGAAUGGUCUCCAAGUAAUGAUUUGGUUUCAAGCACACAAAAAGAAAGAGACAUGCUCGAUAACUUGCAAAUGCACAGUGGGUUGAAAGAGCUGAAAAUCAAGGGAUACAAGGGUACCAUAUUUCCAAAUUGGAUUGGGCAUUGUUCCUACCAAAACAUGACCAAUGUAUCUCUAGAGUCUUGUGACAAUUGCUGUAUGCUGCCUUCACUUGGACAGCUGCCAUUUCUUAAGUCCCUAAGCAUUCAACGCUUCCAUCAGCUGAGGAGUAUUGGCGACGAGUUUUACAAGAAUGAAGGAGAUCAUCAUUCUUUGCAUAUUACACCGUUUCCCUCACUAGAGAAAUUGGAAUUUCAUUAUAUGGCAUGUUGGGAGGUGUGGCAAGUAUCUGAGUCGGAAACAUUUCCUCAACUUAGGAAGCUUGAAAUAACAAAUUGUCCAAUGUUGAAGGAAGAGAUGCUUACUCAGGUAUUCUUCAGAAUCGUUUCUUCUUUGUCGGAUGUUUCCAAAGUUCGCAAACUAUGUAUAUAUAACUCCUCUAUAGAAUGGCUCCCCGCAUCUAUGUUUCUUGAUGGGGAUACUUUAUCAAUUAGGGGAUGUGAAUAUGAGAAGGAGUCUGCAUUGAAAGCAAUGAUAAGCAUGAACCAUCUAAGUUGCCUCCAAGAAAUACACAUCUCAGGGUAUAACUCUCAUGUAUCCUUUCCGGCCAAUUGUUUUCUCAAAUCUUUGCAAAAGCUGAAAAUCCGUAGAUGUAGAAAACUAGAAUUCCCUCAGCAACAGAAGCAGAAUUAUGGUCUGGUAGAGCUACAAAUAGAAGACAGCUGUCAUUCACUGACCUCCUUGUCGUUGGAUGCCUUUCCCAAUCUCAAGAAUCUCGAGAUAUCAUGGUGUAGAAAUCUGGAAUCAGUCUCAAUGUCAAAGCCACCACACGCUGCUCUUCAAAGCCUCACCAUCUAUAAAUGCCACAAAUUAGUGUCAUUUGCAGGAGAAGGACUGGUUGCACCCAACUUGACUCAUCUCAGCCUCCUAGAAUGCUACAAUUUGAAGGCAUUACCAUGUGACAUGAAUAUUCUACUCCCAAGUUUACAGUCUCUCCAGAUAUCACAAUGUGGGAAUCUGGAAUCAAUCUCAAUGUCAGAGGCACCACAUGCUGCUCUUCAACGUCUCAUAAUCAGUGGGUGCUCCAAAUUAGUGUCAUUUGCAGGAGAAGGACUGGCUGCACCCAACUUGACUCAUCUCAGCAUCACACAUUGCUACAAGUUGGAGGCAUUACCACGUGACAUGAAUAGUCUACUCCCAAGUUUACAUUCUCUCGAGAUAUUUUGUUGCCCAAACAUUUGCAGGUUGCCAGAGGCUGGUUUGCCGCCUAACUUGAAAUCACUUGAGGUGGGAAUUCGUGAGGAACAAAUGAGGGAUCUAUCAUGGAUGACCAAUUUGGAGGCCCUCACUCAUCUAAGAAUUUAUGGUUAUGGGUGUAAGAACAUAAAGUCAUACCCAGAGGUGGGUUUGCUGCCCCAUAUUCCCUCCCUUACCACUCUUGAGAUAUGGUGCUUUGAUAAUCUGGAGACAUUGGAGUGCAACAAGCUUCUCUGCCUCACCUCCCUUCAACAAUUGCACAUUUCAUUCUGCCAGAAGCUGGAGAAUAUGGAAGGAGAAAAGUUGCCUCCCUCUCUCUUGCUACUUCAAAUUAAACAGUGUCCUUUGCUGGAAGAACACUGCAAGAACAAGCAUCAACUAAUCUGGCCCAAAAUUUCCCACAUCCCCACCAUUAAAUUCGUCUGAACAGAGAUUUCUGAGCAGGUUGGAGAAUAUGGCAGGAGAAAAGCUACCUUCCUCUCUGUUAUUACUUCAAAUUCAAGACUGUCAUAUACUCGGAGGAGGCUACAAGAAGAAGAGUUGCAGCUAUACUCUCUAUGAAGGGGCAUCAAGAGAUAGAUAACUACUAUAGUCAAGGAUGGAUUCAACCAUUAAAAUGUGCAUUAGGAAGCUUCUAUGGCAAUUAUAACUUGGGUGAAUAUCAGGUAGCUUGUACUUGUGUAUAUUCAUCAAUCCUAGUUCAUUUGAGGUCAUAAUAGCUGGAUUGAUGUGUUGGCAACCAGAAGCAGUAUCUUGGAGGCUCGUCCAUUUGAUCAAAGACUCCAUUUGGAGAUUGAAUCAGUAUAAAGAAUUUCUAUAUUACUUAUAGGGAAAACAAGUCUUGUCCCUAUAUUUUACCCUCUACUUUUUUCAUUGAGUUCACUUUAUUUUUCUUAAGCACUUCCCAAAAAAUCUGUAUGAGGCACCUUCCUCUGCAGUUAAACAUUAUUUUCACUGUGAUUCAUUAUCAUUUUCCUCUGCAAAAGGAACAUCAAUUUUUUUGUUAUUGUCUUUUUUACUUGUUCAGAUUCUUUUAUGAUUAGCCGUUCUAAAAUUUGG
This is a messenger RNA of Arachis stenosperma, 4650 nucleotides long. Its product is annotated as putative disease resistance protein At3g14460. Gene Ontology annotation, molecular function: ADP binding. The transcript is spliced from 4 exons. The record is from RefSeq and is a predicted model, not a curated record. Gene Ontology annotation, biological process: defense response to other organism. Lineage: Eukaryota; Viridiplantae; Streptophyta; Magnoliopsida; Fabales; Fabaceae. The coding region runs from base 88 to 4017 and encodes 1309 amino acids.